This is a messenger RNA of Mucor velutinosus, 843 nucleotides long. RefSeq lists its product as uncharacterized. Bases 1 to 843 code for a protein of 280 amino acids. Gene Ontology annotation, molecular function: nucleic acid binding. The transcript is spliced from 3 exons. NCBI's taxonomy places the organism in Eukaryota, Fungi, Mucoromycota, Mucoromycetes, Mucorales, Mucoraceae. The record is from RefSeq and is a predicted model, not a curated record.
AUGUCCCUAGUGUCAAGAGGACUUCGAUCAGGUGCUUUAGAUAAUCCCGGAGCAGCGCAAGAAAGUUUAAGAUUGAUGGGGCAUGAUAUGUCAAUUAAUGGCAUCCGCAAGUCAUUGAGACGAAAUGGACUUAAAUCUCGUAGAAAAGUAAAGACCAAUUUUGUUAGCAAGACAAACAAGCGGCUUCGAUUGGCGUGGGCUAAAAAGCAUAAGCAUCUUACUAUUGCUGAUUGGAGUCGUUGGGUGUUUUCGGAUGAAACAAGAAUAAACCUUUGGGGCUCAGAUGCGGAGAGUCCUGGUUAUGGUACUACCAUUAUUGAAGGCUCAAUAAACUCGGGCUUGUAUGUCGAUAUUUCGAAGACAUCAUUGAACGACACUCUUGCGCACUUUGGGAAGACACCAUCUGAUGUGCGAUUUCAACAAGACGGAGCAACACCGCAUACAUCGGGCAUUACUAAACAAUGGUUCACCGACAAUGGGUUUAACCUAGACGAAAUUAUGGAUUGGCCACCCCAAAGUCCCGAUCUUAAUCCCAUUGAACAUGUCUGGCAUCUCCUAAAGCUUCGUCUUAAUAAGUGUCCCACUAGGCCCUCAACAAAAGAAGAAUUAGAGCGGCGUAUUAACAUUCAGUGUACUUUGUUUGAUGCCUUGCCACCUGCUCCUCCUGGUAUCCAUCGCAUUGAUCAUGCUUUGAACUGUCUUCCAGACAAGGCUUCAGCUGGUCCACCGUACUUUUGGUCUGCUUUGCUCCUUUUGUUGCAUGCCAUUGAUUGCCUUGUGCAUCCUCUGGCUGUGAUCCCACCAGAUCCAGAUCCUGGAUCGCUCUGGUUUUCUGCUCAUUGA